Messenger RNA from Neltuma alba, 2116 nucleotides. Its product is annotated as E3 ubiquitin-protein ligase At1g63170. Lineage: Eukaryota; Viridiplantae; Streptophyta; Magnoliopsida; Fabales; Fabaceae. Bases 443 to 1708 code for a protein of 421 amino acids. The transcript has 6 exons. The record is from RefSeq and is a predicted model, not a curated record.
CACCUCCCUUUCUCUUUCCGAUGCGUGUUUCCUAAAGCAGUGAAGCACAAGAAGAAAAACAAAAUUUUGCUGACGUUAGUGCCAUUUCUUUUCCCUCAGGGAAUGGGAAAUCUGAAGGAAAACACACGAAACCGAGCUUCGAAGCCUUCUCUUUCACUCUUCAGUUGAAUCAGCACUGAAGUGAUCUGUUGUUGGAAAGUGGCCAAAUCACUCACACAGCUAUUUUUCUUUCAUUUUAUAACAUUCCUCUUGUUUUUGGACAGGAAUUCUUUUACAUUGUACGGUUUUAAGUGCUGCAAGGAUCUUGGUUUUCUUCACCCAGCAUAUUAGAGUAGAUUUAUGCAUGAUCAGGAAGCAAACUGCAAGAAGGCAGCUAAGGGUUGGAAACCUUGUCGCUACCACUCUUUGCCUUAUUGCCUUCUACUUUGGUUGACUAAAAUACAUGGAUGUUACGUCUCUCGGACCAAAUAGUAACACCCAAACUGAUCAAUACCCUUUGCUGAUGGAGCAGCCAGAAACCCACAGUGGUCAUCAGCACGUAAUUGACAUUACAAGAAAUAGUAAUGACUUAUCCAGCUCUACUCAAGAUGAUCAACAUCGUGAAUUGCAUUUGCCACAUGAUGAAGAUCAACCAUCAGUUGGCACGCAAGUUCCCACACCCCAAUCAUCAUCAUCUUCAUCAUCCAGGUUAAACUCUACCAAUUCCUCAUCGACAAGAAGAGGUGAGGGAUAUGGUCAUCACAGAAGAAGCCCACUGAAUUCUGGACUAUGGAUUUCUGUUGAGCUUGUUGUCACUGUGGGUCAGAUCAUAGCAUCUAUUGUUGUCUUGUCAAUAUCCAGGAAUGAAAAUCCCAAAGCUCCAUUAUUUGCAUGGAUUGUGGGUUAUGCGUCUGGUUGUGUUGCUACACUUCCUAUUCUUUAUGUUCGUUAUCAAAACCGUAAUCAAAGCACUGGACAAAAUUUGUCUCAGCCAUCUCAGGGAUCUUCUGGAAGCAAUCCUCCAGAACGGACUUCUUAUACUGCAAUCUCUGUUGCUUAUGUUUCCGACGAAGAGAAUAGCCGUACUACUGAAUCAGCUACAGGAAAUGCUGGGAUUCCUGGAUCCCUUAGUUCUAGGUUUAGUGGUCUAGUAGACCAUUUCAAAAUGGCCUUAGAUUGCUUCUUUGCGGUUUGGUUUGUUGUGGGCAACGUUUGGAUCUUUGGAGGUCACUCUUCUCCUUCUGAUGCUCCAAAAUUAUAUAGAUUAUGUAUAGUGUUUCUUACCUUCAGCUGCAUUGGAUAUGCUAUGCCAUUUAUACUAUGUGCAACAAUUUGUUGCUGCCUACCUUGCAUAAUUUCUGUUUUGGGGAUUCGAGAGGACUUUUCUCAAACUAGAGGAGCCACAGUUGAAUCUAUUAAUGCCCUGCCUAUAUAUAAGUUCAGUUUGAAGAAAAGCGAAAAUAAUGAUGAUCCGAAUGGCAAUACAGAUAUAGAUGAAGGAGGGACCUUGGCUGCUGGGACGGAAAAGGAGCGAUCCAUAUCUGGAGAAGAUGCUGCUUGUUGCAUUUGCUUGGCGAAAUAUGCAGAUGAUGAUGACCUUAGGGAGCUACCUUGCUUCCAUGUCUUUCAUGUUGAGUGUGUGGACAAGUGGCUAAAGAUAAAUGCAUGUUGUCCUCUCUGUAAAAGCGAGGUCGGUACAAGUGUCCUUUCAGCAGGGGAGUCCAGUUAGCAUCAGAGGAGAAUGGUUGCCGAGUCAGCCACAGGCCCUACAAGGGCUGGUAGUUGCUUUCCUGAAGAUGAUACGCCCUAAUGAAGUUGCAGCCUUUAAUGCCUGUGCCAAGCAUUUGGACUCUGCUUUUCAGCGUCACACGUGGCCUGAGAGCUGAAGAUAGAUUCCAAUUUUUUUUUUUUAAUAAAAAAAUAUCUUCAAGCAUAUAUAAGUAUCGAUCAUAAACCUUUGAAAUGCUUAUAAUGACAUUCACCGCCCUUCUCUGCUCACCUUUUUCCUGCCUUGAUAUGCUUAUGAAGUCUUGUUGCUAGAAUUCUGUUUACAGUUUACUUAUUCUUUUUUCAGUUCGCGAUAUGUAAAUAUAUGUACGAAAAAUUAAUGAAACUGUUGACUUGAACUUCAAGCUCU